Messenger RNA from Aspergillus welwitschiae, 639 nucleotides. Its product is annotated as major facilitator superfamily domain-containing protein. The transcript has 2 exons. NCBI's taxonomy places the organism in Eukaryota, Fungi, Ascomycota, Eurotiomycetes, Eurotiales, Aspergillaceae. The record is from RefSeq and is a predicted model, not a curated record. Gene Ontology annotation, molecular function: transmembrane transporter activity. Gene Ontology annotation, biological process: transmembrane transport. Bases 1 to 639 code for a protein of 212 amino acids.
AUGGGAGUUGAAUAUAUUGAAUUCAGCCAUGCGAAGGAUGGCCUGGAGUCGCAACUUUGCAACUGUGCUAGUUCUCAGAACCUGGUCGAGGUUGCUAGUGCAGAGCACCUGCGCCACAAUGCCACGGCGAACCUGGCCGCGGAAUGGAAACCCGGUGUUAAAGAAUGGCUUGUCCUGACCUGCGUGUCUUUAUUGUUGACAAUGGAUGCGUUCAACGCGACCGUACUGCUUCCUAUGAUAACAAAUUCAUUAGCCACCUCUGAACAGCCACUUGGAAGCACGCUAUGGAUUGAGGCAUCAUAUAUUCUGGCUAGUGCGGCAAGUCAGCCAUUCUCUGCCAUGCUCGCAGCCAUUUUCGGGGUAGGGCCUAUUGCCCUUGGAGCCGCUGUGCUCGCUACAGUGGGAACGGGGGUCUGUAGUGGUUCGAUGAGCCUAGCUUGUCUAGUUCCAGGGCGGUUUGUUCAAGGCGUAGGCUGUGGAGGAGCAAUCACGACCUCCCUAUUGAUGAUAGAUGAAGUCAUCCCAUGUCCCCACCAGGCCCGAUUUACUGGUUAUGCCUUGCAGGCUCGAGCGGUCGGGGCUAUUGUUGGCCUUAUCUUCGGUGGGGUGCUUGUCAACCAUGCUGUCUGGACCUUUUAA